Messenger RNA from Ooceraea biroi (clonal raider ant), 4144 nucleotides. RefSeq names its product RNA polymerase II degradation factor 1. NCBI's taxonomy places the organism in Eukaryota, Metazoa, Arthropoda, Insecta, Hymenoptera, Formicidae. The record is from RefSeq and is a predicted model, not a curated record. Gene Ontology annotation, biological process: regulation of gene expression. Gene Ontology annotation, cellular component: nucleus.
UCGGUACGGUCAUAUGAUAAAUGUAGAACACGCUGUAUCCCCGCUUUUUUUUAUUUUUUCCUUCCUUUUAUUUUUUCGUUUGGUCAUCUACACCCUCAACAUUGACUCGUCUAAAUUGCUAGGCACAUUGUUUCUCGCUAGUUUCACUAAGCUAGUGAGUUGUCACACGUGACUACCCUUGGUGCUGCUUCGCGCUUCCGCCGACACCUCGUCCAUGUAUUAUUUCGCGUGGCCGCAUACGUCACGCGUGUUUUUGCUGCGUCACAAGACGCAAUUCAGGAAGCGGAGAAGUAAAAUAGCAGACCGAAACGAUAGAAAAAAGGGAAGGGAGGGCAGCUCCGCCCUCGUGAGCGCGCGGAGUGCGCUCAUGUGUGUGCCGCCUAGUUGUAUUCGAUGUACGUACGCGUUGUAUACGGACUACUAUUUGAUCGCGUCUAUUCCGUGUGUAAAUCGACGUCGGUUGAAACACGUGACUUGACAGGCAAGUGAGGACAGGACAAUAUGAGUGAGAUGACGAGUGUUGUCGAGACGCAACAGCAGCAACAGUACGUAGGCGGCGGCAGUUCGAAUACGGAGCAUCAUUGCAAGGAUUGCGGUGUGAAUUUCGAAAGCGAGAAGAGUUUGGAGGUGCAUCUGCGCUAUCAUCACGAGAACUUGCUAAAUCAGUGGACAAGUAAGGCGCAGCAAGAGGAGAGCAAUAAUAAUCACAGCAAAGCGGGUAAUCAUAAUAGCCACGCGAACGCUAAUCGGGAUAGCGUGGCCGUGCCAGCGGACUCAAGCGAGCCAUCAUCGAUGUCGCCUUCUCAGGAUCCAACAUCUUCGCAGCAGCAGCAGCAGCAGCAGCCGCAACAGCAGCAGCCGCCGCAGCCGCAGCCGCAGCCGCAGCCACAGCAGUCGCAGCAGCAAACUCAACAGCAACAGCAACAAUCACAACAAUCUCAGCAGCAGCCUGGCGUGCAUGCAAUUGUGUGCCAGUCAUACGAGCAUUUUCCACCAAUGUUCAGCGAGACUGGUUACUUCAUGCAAAACGAACAAUCCUACAUGAUGUCUCAUCACUUUUCGCCGCAACCGGAAGACGCUCAGAGCAAUGGCGGUCGCGAUAGUGGCGGUGCUUACUCGCGUUACAUGUAUCCGCAUCAACAGCACUAUGCUGCGGAACGUGCGGUCCCUAACUCUACCAGUCCGCGUAGCUCGCUGUUUCAGUGCGACAAGUGCGGAGCAGUUUACGAAGAUGCAAAUCAAUUGGGUGAACAUGUGAGAACGAAUCAUUUGGACUCGCCUUCUACGUAUUCCGCUCCUCAGUAUCAACAGCUGGGCAACAGUCCACAGCAGCAAGGCCAACAGUUGCAUCCGUCACCACCACUUUCGAAUCAAGCUCAACAGCCACCGGGUUAUGAUUACAAUGGUGGACAGACGGUCAAAGAAAUGAAGCAGGAACCUGAAGAACAGGCUGAGAUCCUCGAUCUGGAUUCGCACAAAGUACAAACGCACAAAUAUGAAGAGGAGCUCAUGAGACUUCAGCAGCAGCAGCAGCAACAGCAACAGGGCCUCCAGAUGCAGAUGCAUCAUCAGCAGGUGAUGCAACAGCAACAAAGGAUAGGAUCGCAUUCGGUGAGUUCUAUGCUAGGUUGGCCACCGGCCACCCAAACUCACGAUUAUCAUGUCGGACUUCCGCCUAUGGGUACCGUGGACAAUGUUCCACCAAUGACUGACCAAAGUCAGUUUAUGCGCGGUCAGCACAUGCCCGUAGAGCACGGGCAUCAAGGUUCAUCGAUAAUCACGAGCACGCAAUCGAUGACGAGCCAUCAGAUGCCGAGUGGAUUCGUGCAGCAGUCGCCGAAAGCGCAGCCGUUGGCGAACCAAUCCUGGAAAAGCAACGAGCCUCGUCGGCCGAAGACUUACAAUUGUACUGCAUGCAACAAGUGGUUUACCAGUUCAGGUCACCUGAAAAGGCACUAUAACACAACAUUGCAUAAGAAUGCCGUGAAGAACGGCAAGGACCCUGAUCCAGCAAAUCUUCCAAUCAGUGCUCAUCACCAUCCCGCUAGGGACAACAAUGGCGGUCCUUCAGCAAGCGGUAGAGGCAGCGGCGCUACUACGCGCUCGCCAUCAGACUUAUCUUCAAGGAGUCCCCCAAACUUGAUGGCAGGUCCCUCGGGCGAGGUGACGGGGGGCCUGCUUCACACGCCCACCACUCUUUGCAACUCCAACAGCAACAGCAGCAGCAGCAACAGCGACUCCUCGGCGGUGGCUCUGGUACAGCAGCAACAGCAGCAACAACUUGCGGUCCACCUGCCGCACUCGGGAAUAAUGCCGCUCAAUUCCCCGGGACCAUCGCCGUUAACGGGACACCAUCAGCAACAAAUGAGUUCUGCGCCUCAUCAGCUGGCCCUCCAGCAGCAGCAGCAACAGCAGCAACUGCACCUGUCGACGGGUUCAUCAGGCCAACCGGUGCAUCAUACCACGAGUCAUUCGCCCAUGCCCCCACCGCCGACCUCACACAUGAAUUGCCCUUCACCAAUGCGCUCAUCGUCCCAUCCUCAUCACAUGAAUACCCCAGGCUCGGUCACUCCAGUGACUUCACCCACGGGGAUGGGGGGUACUACGAUGCCUCAUCAGCCGUACCCAAACGCCUUGCCCCCCCACGUUACAACUACUACCAGCAUCCCGGCGGUCCUGCUGGAGUCUAUCCCACCGGUUACCACCAUACAGCUAACUACUAUUGGUAACAAGGAGGACGAACAGCAACAUCAGCCGCAGCAACAACAUCAGAUGAAUAUGCUGCCCGGUUUCGGGACCAUCGAACAAAGGAUCCUACCGAGUUUCACGCAAUUUGGCGUAACCGGGUUUGUAGUAGAACAGAAUCAGAUACAGACUGUUAACGUGGGGGGGCUAAAUGUAGAGGAGAUUACUCCUCAAGAAACAUCUUACGAAUCUUCUCAGUCUUAUGAACCGUAUUCACCAGCUCACUACAAAUCAAUAAACGUAGGGACGAUGCAGAGCACGGAUAACAUAACAAGUACCGAGGACGUUUCGCAUUCAGCAGAGUCGUUAACGUAUCAGUUGGAGCAUUUGGAUCUUGAAGCAAACAACAAUAACUUGGCGAAGGAGGAUAUGGACCCGAACGUCACAAAACCGAAGAAGGGGCGUAAAACCAAGGCGGCUUCGAGCAAGAAAUGCCAGUUUACCACCACCGGAGCUAAUUUCAUUUCGAAAGAAGGUUUUCACAAGUGCAUUGACUGCAACAAGGAGUUCAACAAAGCUUGCUAUCUAACACAACACAACAAGAGCUUUCACUCGGGUGACAAACCGUUCAAGUGUGCUCAAUGUGGCAAACGAUUUCACAAUGAAGAAUUGCAUGCCAAGCAUGUAUUGAUGCAUGGUAUGACACGGAAGCAUCAGUGUGAUGCAUGUCCGAAGGUAUUUGCUCAUAGGACUGAUCUAAAACGUCACCAAUGCAUCCAUACUGGGCAACGACCGUUCAAAUGUGAUAUGUGCGAGAAGGGAUUCAUCAGGCAGGAUCAUAUGAAGAAGCAUCGGCAUACGCACUCGAAGAAAUCGCGGAUCCAGAACCAGCGAAUCAAUGCUCAACGAUACGGCUAUGUAGCAGUAACCAGAGUAGCCCGCUGCUGAACUUCAUGAAGACAUAAAGGUGUGUUCUUAAGUUGUCGGUACUCGACUGCGACCAAACAGUAAGGCUCUUCAUCGAUCAACAGGUAUCUGUUGAUCUAUCCGCGACAAUUUUGCAGUCGAUUAUUUUCUUUCCAUUCCGCCCUUUGAAAUUUCAUGAUUUCUUAUGUACGAUAUUAUGCAUUAGAUUUAUUAUGUAUCAUAGUUGAUAAAACAAGGCGCAAGAUCGAGUAUUUAUAUUUGUGAUCUCGCGGACUUUGGUUAAUUUUGCGUCAUCGCGAAGACAUUUUGUUAUCUACCAAUUUGCCAUUAUAAAGCGUAUAAAGCAUAUAUGACAAAACACGACGAGCGUCGGCAGUUCUCUCCUUUUUUGCUCAAUAUAACAUUUAUUUGACUGGAAGGAGCUCAACAUUCUCCAAACUUUCAUCUGAGAUCACCUCACUUGAGAGAUUGAACCGUAUCUAUCGAUGUACCGAAAUCACGGUGUUUUGUAAUAGCGUGAUAUAAAAAAAAA